Messenger RNA from Cajanus cajan (pigeon pea), 2089 nucleotides. RefSeq names its product putative L-type lectin-domain containing receptor kinase VI.1. The record is from RefSeq and is a predicted model, not a curated record. Gene Ontology annotation, biological process: protein phosphorylation. NCBI's taxonomy places the organism in Eukaryota, Viridiplantae, Streptophyta, Magnoliopsida, Fabales, Fabaceae. Gene Ontology annotation, molecular function: carbohydrate binding; protein kinase activity; ATP binding.
AUCCCUCACAGUUUUUUGAACCUAUAAGGAUAGAUAUGUUAUAGCACAUAGCCACAUGCAUUUUAGCAUCGUAAUGGCUCCAAAAACUCUUUUUGGUCUCCUCAUCUUUCUCAUUCUCCUAGUUUCUUCCACUGCUUUUUCCUUCCAAUUCCAUGGCUUCAAUAACACAAAAAACAAUCUCACCCUUGAAGGGGAUUCCAAAGUUGUGGAACCCCAAGGCACACUUAAACUCACCGAAAGAGUGAACAAUAUUUUUGGCCAUGCAUUCUACAACGAACCCAUCAAAAUGAUUGAGCAAACAAAUGCUUCAUCACCCCAACCAAAAGUUUCUUCCUUUAGCACAUGCUUUGUUUUCUCAAUUGUGUCACCAAGCUCAGGCCUUGGUGGCUUUGGUCUUGCCUUCACCAUAGCUCCCAAAACCCAUUUCCCAGAAGCUGAAGGUGGCCAUCUUCUUGGUCUUUUCAACUCUGCUAAUGACAUGAACGCCUCAAAUCAUAUCUUGGUGGUUGAAUUUGAUACAGUGAAUGGCCACAAAGGUGAAUUUGACACUAAAGGAAACCAUGUUGGCGUGAACCUAAAUGGCAUGCUCUCAAGUACAAUGGAGCCUGCAGCAUACUUUAAAAGAGGCACAAAGGAAGAGUUCAACAUGGAGGAGGCUGAUGCUGUUUGUGCUUGGAUUGAAUAUGAUGGUGAAACAGAAAUUUUGAAUGUCACAAUAGCACCUUUCAAAGAACCUAAACCAAGCAAGCCACUUAUAUCCGAAUUCAUUGACAUCAAAUAUGUUAUGAGGGAAAACAUGUAUUUUGGUUUCUCAGCAUCAACAGGUAAGAUGAAAGCAAGCUCUCAUUAUAUUCUAGGGUGGAGUUUUUCAGUGAAUGGAGUAGCUCCUCCACUCAAUGUUCCACUCCUUCCAAAGCCACCACCAAAGGAGAAAGAUUCAUCCUCUUUUCCUUGGGUCAAGGUUGUAAUUUCCAUCUUGUCUGCUUUGACAUUUACCUUGUUGUGUCUUUUAUUUCUUGUGACAUACAAGAGAUACAUGAGAUUUGAAACACUUGAGGACUGGGAGAUGGAUUGUCCUCAUAGGUUCAAUUAUAGAGAUCUUCACAUAGCAACAAAGGGGUUCACAGAGAGCCAGCUGAUAGGAGUUGGAGGAUUUGGUUCUGUGUACAAAGGUGUAUUACCUAGUACAGGAUCUGAGGUUGCUGUUAAAAAGAUCAUGAGAAGUCCAAUGCAAGGAAUGAGGGAAUUUGCAGCUGAGAUUGAAAGCUUAGGAAGAUUGAGGCACAAGAAUUUGGUCAACCUUCAAGGGUGGUGCAAGCACAAGAAUGAUCUACUCCUAGUGUAUGACUACAUUCCAAAUGGAAGCCUUGACUCUCUCUUGUUCAACAAAAAUUUUGCUUUGGAUUGGGACAAGAGAUUCAACAUUCUCAAAGGUGUGGCUGCAGGAUUGUUGUAUCUUCAUGAAGAGUGGGAGAAAGUGGUGAUCCAUAGAGAUGUGAAGUCUAGCAAUAUUCUAAUAGAUGGAGACUUCAAUGCUCGUUUGGGUGACUUUGGACUAGCGAGGCUUUAUAGCCAUGAACAAGUGUCACAUACAACAAGUGUUGUUGGCACCAUAGGGUAUAUCGCACCAGAGUUAACUAGGACAGGAAAAGCAUCUGCAAGCUCUGAUGUGUAUGCCUUUGGGGUCCUACUCCUUGAAGUGGUGGCUGGAACAAGACCUGUUGAGUCAUCAGGUCAGUUUUUGUUGGUGGAUUGGAUUCUUGAGAAUUCCCAACUGGGUCAGAUUCUUGAAGUGGUUGAUCCUAAGCUAGGUUCAGUUUAUGAUGAGGAACAAGUGGAGUUGGUGCUCAAACUGGGUCUCUUGUGCACUCAACACAAAGCUGAUCAUAGACCCUCUAUGAAACAAUUGACUAGGUACCUAAACUUUGAUGACCCUCUUCCUCAUACCUCUGAGUGGAGACACUGUGAUUCUCAAAGCAGCACAACAAGCUUUGGUUUCUUAGAAGCCAUGAAUUCGGGUAUGAUUGCAUCAUCACAGAGUUUAUCCUCCAUUGGCAGGAGUACAAUGUCAAUAGAAGAUUGUAGAUAG